Pseudovirgaria hyperparasitica is the source of this 1512-nucleotide messenger RNA. RefSeq lists its product as uncharacterized. The coding region runs from base 184 to 1365 and encodes 393 amino acids. The record is from RefSeq and is a predicted model, not a curated record. Gene Ontology annotation, cellular component: nucleus; pre-snoRNP complex. The transcript is spliced from 2 exons. NCBI's taxonomy places the organism in Eukaryota, Fungi, Ascomycota, Dothideomycetes, Acrospermales, Acrospermaceae. Gene Ontology annotation, biological process: snoRNA localization; box C/D snoRNP assembly; maturation of LSU-rRNA from tricistronic rRNA transcript (SSU-rRNA, 5.8S rRNA, LSU-rRNA).
UGACAUCCACGCCUUUGUAACAGUUUAUCAACAACAUUAAUAUACUCAAAAAAUAUCCGCAGGGUCCUAUAUCUCUCGCAUUGACUCCAAUCCCAGCGCGCGCAACACACAAACGGCCCACCCAUCAACGCGCUUUACAUUAAACAUCCGUCUCUCAGCUCGCAGUCCAGCACUGUAGUAGUCAUGGUCUCAUCCGAACCACUACUCAGCGAUCUCUGCACCAUCUGCCACACCAGCAUCCCCAAAUACACCUGUCCGCGCUGCGCCACCCGCACGUGCUCGCUGCCCUGCUGCAAGAAACACAAGCAGCGCGCCACGUGCUCCGGCGUGCGCGACCCAACCGCUUUUGUACCGCGCAGCAAGAUCGCCACGCCGGCGGGCGUGGACCACGACUACAACUUCCUGUCCGGAAUCGAGAGGGGUGUUGGGCGGAUGGAGGAUGAUGUGGACCGGAGACGGGAGGAGAGGGCGAAGGCGAGUAGUGGAGUACCGAAUGCGAAGGCGCGAGGAGAGAGGUUUGUGGAGAGGAUAGCGGAGACGCGCGUGGUGGUGCAUAAGGCGCCUGUGGGCAUGGCGAGGCAGCGGGCGAAUCGGACGCGGUGGGUGAAGAAGGAUAGAGUGUUCAUCUGGACGGUGGAGUGGGUGCAUGAUGAUGCUUCGAAAUCGCUGGAUCAUGACGUGCGUGACACGAGACCGCUGGCAGAGGCGUAUUUCCAGCACUUUCGCGAGCUGCGGAACAAGCGUGCACGCGGGGAGGAUGGCGCACCGCCGCAGCCGGAGAGUCGAAAGCGGCGGAGGAAGGUCUUCGCACAGGUAGACGGAGCAGCAGAUGAAUCAAGCCUGUGUGCUGAAAAUAGACAUGAAGACCAGCCGCAGCCGCACGACGCGCAGGACUCGACGGCAAUCUCAGACUCGCCAUCUACAGACACCAACGGCUCGAAUACCACCACAUCGCAAGCACAAACACGAACGCCAUCAUCUGCGCCCCAGAAAAAACCCGUCUCGACUGACAAACACCACCACUUCUACCUGCACCGGCCGCACACCUUUGGCACCGACACCAUCCUGAUCCCCCUCGACCGCACAUCAACCCUCCACACCCUCCUCGCGUCCCGUACCAUUCUCGAGUAUCCAACCAUCUACGCACUGCUACAGCCACCAGACGCGCUUCCCAGCGGAUACGUGCUGGAAAGCGACUAUUUGCAGCAGCUGGAAAAGGUGCGGCGCGAGGCAGAUGAGAUGUUUGCGGGGGCAGAGGAUAGGGGCGCUCAAGUAGAUGGGAGCGUGCGUGAGGCGGAGGAGGUGGUGGAUGAGAGAAGGCUGUUGGAUGUGUUAAGGAGGGAUGUUGGGGGUGCAGCGGCCUGAGGAGCGUGGAUUUUGUAUAGUUCAUGUAUUAGCUAGCUAGCUAGAGCUUGGUUAUCGUUUUUAUAAUCUGGGUUAUACUCUAUAAUUUUUAGGACUUGGAUGUGGGUCUUAUUUAUAGAUUGAGGUAUACAUUAUAGUGCUUGGUGC